AUGACCAGCAACUCUGUCUCCAGCACCGCACUCGGCAAGUCCGCCAUCGGCACCGGUGCGCUCAAGACCGCCAACCUGUUCGAUGUCUCGGGUCAAGUGGCGGUCGUGACUGGCGGUGGUACCGGACUGGGUCUGGUCACUGCCGCUGCGCUCGCCGAGAAUGGUGUCAAGGUGUACAUCACCGGCAGGAGGAAGGAGCUCCUCGAGUCGGCGGCCAAGCAGGCUAGCCCCAAGUCUGGGCCUGGUGUCAUCAUCCCCAUCCAGGCAGACGUUGCGACCAAGGAGGGCAUUGUCAAGCUGCGCGACGCCGUGGCCAAGGAAGAGCGCUACAUCAACAUUCUCGUCAACAACCACGGUGUCUCUCAGGGAAACGCCAACAUUGACGCCGCGGAACAGACCCCCGAAGGAAUCUCCAGCACCAUGUUCAACGACGACACAUUUGACCGCUGGCUCGACACGUACAGGAUCAACACGGCCAGCUACUACUUUACCACGUUUGCCUUUUUGCCCCUGCUCUGCGCUGCCAAGACUGUUGGUGGUUUCCCCGAGCCCGGUAACGUGGUGGUCAUCUCGAGCAUGUCGGGUAUCACCAAGACGUCCCAGCGCGGUCAGCUCAACUACAACGCCAGCAAGGCGGCCACCAUUUCUCUCGCCGACCAGAUGGCGACAGAGUUUGCCCGCAGGAACCUGGCUGUGCGUGUCAACACCAUCUGUCCCGGAUACUUCCCCUCUGGCAUGACCGUCAUCGACUCGCCCGACGACCCCGAGGUGUUCCGCGGCAAGCAGUGGGCCAUCCCCCUGGCGCGUCCUGGAAACGCUAUCGACUAUGCCCAGUGCAUUUUCAGUGUCGUGACGAACAAGUACCAGACUGGCUCGCAUGUUGUGAUUGACGGCGGAUGGCUGCUCGAGUCGGCGUUCUAA
Molecule: messenger RNA, 921 nt
Organism: Apiotrichum porosum
Lineage: Eukaryota; Fungi; Basidiomycota; Tremellomycetes; Trichosporonales; Trichosporonaceae
Exons: 3
Coding region: 1-921 (306 amino acids)
Molecular function (GO): oxidoreductase activity
Source: RefSeq, a predicted model, not a curated record